This is a messenger RNA of Tripterygium wilfordii, 1025 nucleotides long. RefSeq names its product transcription factor MYB36-like. The transcript is spliced from 3 exons. The record is from RefSeq and is a predicted model, not a curated record. Bases 81 to 890 code for a protein of 269 amino acids. Lineage: Eukaryota; Viridiplantae; Streptophyta; Magnoliopsida; Celastrales; Celastraceae.
AGUGUUUUGAGAGGCGUGAAUUUUUUCUUGCAUUGUUGGGUCUUGUUUGGCAAGGCUAGAUAGAGAGAUCAUAGGAAGCCAUGGGAAGGGCACCAUGUUGUGACAAAGCUAAUGUGAAGAGAGGACCAUGGUCUCCUGAUGAAGAUGAAACCCUCAAACGCUAUGUUGAGACUCAUGGCACUGGUGGUAACUGGAUUGCUUUGCCCCAAAAGGCUGGACUCAGAAGGUGUGGCAAGAGUUGCCGUCUACGGUGGCUUAAUUAUCUCCGGCCAGACAUCAAACAUGGAGGCUUCACUGAAGAGGAAGACAGCAUUAUCUACAACCUCUAUGGUGAAAUGGGUAGCAGAUGGUCCUUUAUUGCUUCUCAAUUACCUGGAAGAACAGACAAUGAUGUGAAGAAUUACUGGAACACAAAAUUGAAGAAGAAGCUUCUUGGUUCAUCAGGAAAAUCAAACCUCACCACCACCAUCACUAACCCAACCUACAACAAUAAUUCUCUGCCUUGCCUCCCAAUCAAUCCAGAUGCCUAUGAUCUUGCGUUUUCGGAUUCGUCGCAAUUAACUCAGAACCCCACAAUGUUAUCAAGCUUAAACAACAUUGGUUAUGGACUCACUCAAGCUUAUGGCCUAGACCCAUCACUUCAACAUUCAAGCAUGAUCAUGUCUGAUUUUGGGUCCAAAAGCAGCAGUCACAGUGCAGAGAAUUCAAGCAACAUUUCAGACUCAUCAGCAGCUUAUUUUGCUUCUUCAUUGCCUGGAAAUACAGAGACUGGGAUUAUGAUGGAUUUUGGGUUUGGUUUCAGUUAUGAUAUUGGCUUUGCUUAUGAUGAUGACAUUGACAUUAAACCACAAGGAGUAGUGAACCAGAGUGUUAUUAACCAGUAUCAAUGACCCAAGAACCAGAAAUAUAUAGAAACUGGUCAGACUAGUUAGACGUCAGUCAUCAGUGUUAACUUGACUCGAUCUCAUAUAUGUGUCUAAUGUAUCCAAAGCAAAUUUAACUUUAUGAUUUUAUGAUAUUGCUUA